AUGACCAUCGAUUUUUACUACGCUUCGUGGAGUCCACCGUGCAGGACUGUGGAAUUGGUGGCCUACAUUUUGAAAGUCAAACUCAAUCCCAUCGAGACGAUACCGAGCAAAGGAGACACGCAAAAACCAGAAUUCAAACAACUGAACCCUCAGCAUACGAUUCCGACCAUCGUCGACAACGGUUUCGUUUUGAGCGAAAGCCGAGCGAUCUGCAAGUAUCUCGUAGAGAAAUACGGUUCAGCCACUGGGCCGUAUUCCAAAGAGCAGCUCUACCCAAAAGAUUUACAGAAAAGAGCGACGAUUGAUCACCGCAUUGAUUUUGAUUUGGGAUCUCUGUACAGAAGAGCAUCCGAUUAUUUCAGCCCAGUGUUCAUGACCGGAUACUUUGGAACUGCUGCCUUACCGAAAUUGAAAGCCGCCUUGGAAAUACUCGAUGCGUAUUUGGCAAAAACUAAGUGGGUGGCCGGGCCCGAAGUUACCCUCGCCGAUAUCGUCGUAGUAGUAACUAUAUCAAGUUUAGAGAUUGUGGGAUAUGAACUGACCAGUUAUCCUAACAUAUUGAGAUGGUUUGAUGCCGCACGGACAACUUUACCCGGAUACAACGAAGCCAAUCACAAAGGAACGGUAGAAUUUAAAGAUUAUCUGUUUUCAAAAUUGAAAGAUAAUUGA
Molecule: messenger RNA, 669 nt
Organism: Macrosiphum euphorbiae (potato aphid)
Lineage: Eukaryota; Metazoa; Arthropoda; Insecta; Hemiptera; Aphididae
Source: the annotation of a GenBank genome assembly